This is a messenger RNA of Chroicocephalus ridibundus (black-headed gull), 3755 nucleotides long. RefSeq names its product coiled-coil domain containing 60 (gene CCDC60). Bases 18 to 1655 code for a protein of 545 amino acids. The transcript is spliced from 18 exons. Lineage: Eukaryota; Metazoa; Chordata; Aves; Charadriiformes; Laridae. The record is from RefSeq and is a predicted model, not a curated record.
AGCGAGGCUGAUACUGGAUGCAGGAACCUGUGAAAAAAGAUGUGCAGGAAAAAACAACCAAAGAAGUGGCUGAGGUCACUACUAAUGACUGUUUCAGUGCAGAGCCUGAUCCACCGGAACCAGUGAAGAGGCUCUCCCCAGCUAGAGAAACAGGAAAGGAGCUGAGGACUCUUAGUGAAGCUCUAGCUCGCUCAAGGCAUCAUAUCAGUUCUGUGAAGCGAGGUGGAGAAUACUUUCAUAUACUUCACCAAGAAGCACUGAAGAGGAAGAACACACUGAAAGCAGCCCAGCAGGAUCAGGGCACGAGUUGGAGAACUGAGUUCCAGCUACCCAAAUGCUCCCCUGAUGCAGAGGAGUCAGAGGAAGAAAUAAACACUUGCUCUCUGAGAAAGUCAGGGAACACGAAAAAAAAGAUGACCUUACAGUCUUUCACUCCUGUUUACACCAGUGUCUUGAUUCCAAGCUUCCCCGGAGGAAAAAGUGAACAUCUCUUCCGUCAGCUGUGCGCCAUACACUGGCUUUUGGAAGCUUUGACUCUUGAAUCCAACAGUUCUAUGCGUUCUAUAUUUACCUGUUGGAAUCCAGCGGACCCUGGUGGUUAUAAAAAAACAGUGAAAGAAAUCGAAGAGGAAAAGUUAGCAAAGUACAUGUGGGAUCUCUUUAUUACAAACACAAAGAAAAGCACAUGGAAAGCACGAAUCGGUGCACUUAGGAAGAUAAACAAGACAUCUGUUCCAGGCAUCUCUCAGCUUAGCUGUCAGUCAUCUCCUGGAGGUCAAACCCCUCGUGGCAGUGAACCUUCCACUGUACUUUGCUCUGAAGACAAUGUCAAGAUUAAUGUAGCUUCAUCUGAUGCUAUGAGUGAGUCGGCACAAGCUAAAGAACAACGACCUCUUUUCCCCUAUUUGGUUUUUUCAUCAGCUCUACAGAAAGUCAACCAGAUAACACAUGAAGAGGUGUCAAAAGAGGUCCAUAAAAAAGAUGCUAUGGUUAAGAAGACUGGAGUGCAGCGUUUGUUGCCAGUGGCUCGGAAGAAUUACGGGGUAAAAAUGUCAUUCAUUAAGGACCAAGAGAGUGUAAUAUCAAGAAAGCAGAAGCCCAGAAGGCAGAGCUGCCAUAUCAGCUCUUUCAUUAAAAGCAAAUCUAACUUGUGUGCCGAUAUGAGGCAAAAGUUCACAGCAGUACGUGAAGAAGCAGCCUGUUGUUUACAUGAUACUCUAGAGUGCCUUGAGAGGAAGCAGGAAGAGCGAUGUUGUCAAAAAUACCAGGCUUUGAAACAUUUGACGUAUUUCAGAAGAGACAUGGAAAGAAUAAGACAGCUGGGCAUGAGACCCAAAAGAGAACCUGGUGAAGAUGGACUAAACUGGUUUCCUGUAUUGCUUGCCAGACUCCCAGAGUCUGUGAAAAGUGACUGUAAAGUACAGAAAAUCUUAAAGAAACUGGAAAAAUAUGGCAAGACUGCUGAUUUGAAAAUUUCUCCAGACACCUUUCUUAAGGCUCUGGCUGAUCUGCAGGUGUGGGAGCUGUGUUCUCCAGAAAUUGCUGCAGCUGUGGAGUUUGUACGUGAAAAUAUUGUGCAGAUGCCAGAAGAGGAUUUCAACGAGUGGUUUCAGACAAGAGUAGCCCCCCUCAGUAGGGAGUCCUCCACUGUUUAAUCAAAAAAGACAGAUGAGAUGGUUUCCAGCUACAACUGUCUUCAAGCAAAAAAGUACCGCGUGUUGAGAUCUGCCUUCAAGGAAGACUAGGGAAGGGGAGGUAACUUCAGGAAGUCCCACUGACCACUCUUGCACAACUGAAACUUGUCCCUCUACGGUGCUCUGCUAGCCGCAGUUGGCCAUAGAAAAUAAAAGCUAAAUACUGUUGCUUCUUCCUGUAUGAAGUCUUGGGCUCACCAUCAAAUUUCAAUCUCAUCUAACUAUGCAGGAUGAAGACUGAGUUUCUAAUCACAAGACAGGUCGUUUCUUCAGAUAUUCCUCUAACAAUACCUACAGCAUAACAAGCAGCUACUCAGUACAGAUAUACUGAUUGCCAUAAAUAAGUAGCAUUGUCUCUGCCCUUCAUUUUAACCCUCCUUCAUGAAAAAUAUCCCAAGCCCAGGAUAGUUGUGAGCUUUAAGACAAUUCCUUUUUUUUCCUGCAUGAAUUCUUUUUUGUAAUUCAGAUGUUUUAUUUUUGCAUUGAGUUUAUUCUGUAGUUAUUCUGUGAUUGAGUUAAUUCUUGCCUUAUUAAAAUCAAUAUUGAAAAAACAAGCAUCUUUAGAUGCAUUUCACAGAUUUUCACCUGAAGAUAUGUUUUUCCCCAAUUACAUUAGCGUAUGUUUGCCAUUGCUCUGCUGGGUAAGACAGUAGAAUGACACCCCUGAACUUGCAGACAGUGAUAAGUACAUGACCUUUGUGAACCUGUCUGGGCUUAACUGUAUGUUUCAUGGUGGGUCACAACUGCUGGGUGAUGGAGUCAGUAAGCCAGUGACCUUUUAAGCUGAUGAUCUUAAUGAGCUGCUUACCUGCCUGGCAAAGCUUCCAGAGGACCCACUGGCGAGAAAUGCUGUUGAUCCUUCAGCCGUGAUAAGGGGAAGCAAGGCCAGCUUAGGGUCCAGGGUAACAGGAAGCAGAAAGGAUAUUCGUUCAGGAGCCCUUUCAACAGUGAGAAGUGAGGAAUACUCCUUUGUUGCUGGGCUAGAAGGGCACGGAAACUGCAGCAUUCACCCCAUUGAACCAGCAACUAAGUUCCAUGUUUUGAGGAUGCCACUACAGCUGACUGUGACUCUCUUCCUCUUUGCAGUGGACUUUUGACUUGAGUGUGCAGACACUGGAACUUCUUUCCAGAACCACUGCAAGCCAUGAACGUGUCUUUGAGGAGAGUCCUGCCAGCCAGCAAUACAGCCAAGUGUGGUGGAGAGACCAUGUUCUGCCUUACAAAUCCUGCUGUCAAGCUAUAGCACCCUCUGAAAUCAAGCUUUCUGCUGAGCCAUCUCAGCACAGUGGUUCUUUCCUCUAAGAACCUUUCCCAGGUUCUCAGGCAUAUAACUACCCUCCAUCACUGCGGGCUGUGAAACCAAAUUGUUGGCUGAAUACCUCCUUUUUCGUGAUCUCGGAGGAGCCAGACAGAGCAAAAUCUCAACUCCAGCCUUCACCUGAUCAGAAGUCUCUCCAUUUUGCAGAAGCUCCAUGAAGGUAUAAAGUUCUUUUUUCUUGUAUCGCAUAGCAGAAACAGAGCCUGUUCCCUUCAGGGUGCAGGCUGUCAUCCUCUUCCUCACCAACUCCAAAACUAUGAUAGAAGCAGAUCUUUAUUUACUUGCUUUGUGGUUUGGUUGUUCUUGGGUGGUUUUUUUUUCCCAUACAGUAGGUUUUGGAAAUAAUAAAGUUUCAUUUCCUUGCUCCCCCUCCUCCAUCCCCCAAAGUGGAUUUCAAGUUAUGUUCAGUAAGGACUGAAUCACUUGCUAAAAAUUAGCCAAAGUAGUCUGGGCCUGAGCUACCAAAAUGCUUUAAGUUGGUUAUUUUCUGCCAAUCUUUGAUGAUUUUGCUAAAUUUAGCAGGUCCCUGGGGUUAGGAGAUGACAAAUUCAGCCCAGAUCAGAGGAAAUGCCUUUGUAGACUUUAUGCCACUUGCUGAUGGGGCUCGCUGACACUAGAAAUGACGGUGUAAGAACACAGCGAAGUUCUCCCCGGGGUAAUGCGAAUUUAGUUAAAGUCGUUUAACUGCAAGAAAAGCCCGGACCGCCCGAGGGCCGUGUGGCUGCGGAGGACCCCUCCGUCCC